Messenger RNA from Cicer arietinum (chickpea), 941 nucleotides. Its product is annotated as FCS-Like Zinc finger 1-like. The record is from RefSeq and is a predicted model, not a curated record. Lineage: Eukaryota; Viridiplantae; Streptophyta; Magnoliopsida; Fabales; Fabaceae.
AUCAACCAUCUCUUCCCACAUUUCUCCUACUCCAACACUCUCUUCAUUAUUCUCUCUUCCAAUUUCCAUUCCCUAAACAAAACCCUUCAUGUACUCAUCAUACGGUUCUUCUGUUGUAACUGUAAGACCUUGUUACCUACAACAAGACCACGGUUUAGCUUCCUUAACAAACAUGGAUCUUGCUAACUAUCGUGCCAAUAAUUUUGUUACAAAUUCUAUGACAAAUUUCACAAACCUUUAUGUCUCUUCACCUAGAUCUGGAAGAUUCUAUGAUCCUAGAUUUGAAGAUCAACAACCCCAUUUUCUAGAAGCUUGCUCUCUUUGUAACAAACCACUUGGAGACAAUAAAGACAUCUUCAUGUAUAGGGGUGAUACACCUUUUUGUAGUGAAGAGUGUAGGCAAGAGCAAAUAGAGAUAGAUGAAUUGAAAGAGAAAAAUAUGAAUCUUUCUUCAUCUAUGAAGGGUUUGAGGAUUAAAGAGCAAAGAAAAACCAGUUCUUCAAACAAAGAUUAUUCCUUUAGAACAGGGACAGUUAUUGCUGCAUAGUUGGUUUGGUAUGUUGAACUUGAAAAAGGAUGAAAAAGAAAAUUUAAAAAAUUGUGACAAAAAAAGAAAAAAAGAGGAAAAAAAAAAGGCAAAGUACUAACAAAGAAAAGUUUGAAGUUUUUUAACUUUUUUUUCUUUGGAUGAACAAAGAGUCAAGAGAGAAGGGAUGAGUAUAGGGAAUGUAUCCUCUCCAUGAAAUGGCUUGGUUUUUGGCUUUUGCUUUUUUAUUUAUUUAUUUAUGUGAGAUCAAGGUUUUGUUUUUUAAUUUUAUAUCAUCCUUUUGUAGAUUCUGAUCUUGUGGCUUAUAUAUAUGGUGGUUGUGUUGUGUCCAUAGUUUCAGUUUUUUCAAAGAUGAAACUGAAUACAAUGUUAAAAUUGUUUUAAUUUUCUCUCA